This is a messenger RNA of Acaulospora morrowiae, 1706 nucleotides long. The record is from the annotation of a GenBank genome assembly. NCBI's taxonomy places the organism in Eukaryota, Fungi, Glomeromycota, Glomeromycetes, Diversisporales, Acaulosporaceae.
AUGAAGACGCGACAAAGUCUUUACCUCGGUCAGAGUGGUCGAGCUCUGCAAGAUCGUGCUCAAGUUCAACCUCCUCUAGCUCUUGAUACCACCAAUCUAACACGCAAACGUCCUUCACAUUAUCAGCAGUGUCCUCUUCCCACCAUGGAAUCAAGUCGCGGCAGGCUUCAUAAAACCUUCCGACGAACUCUUCAAUCUUCGAUUCCUUCUACAAGUGUCCAACACGUCAGUUCGUAUAAGCAAUAUGGUGGCUUUCAUAAGGGUUUUGGAACUAAGUUCGGCAAUCAGGGCCAUAAGCGAUUUACACAGACUAUAUCGUCUUCAUCUUCUUUCCGCAAAUCUAGCCGGUCGAUCGAACCGAUAAUUAAUAAUGAUACAAGAUCCAGUGGGCGGACGGCAAAAAAACGACCGUUAUCACCCGCGCUGUCGCGUACCUCCCAUCUCCGUGGAAAUCCUGCAAGCAGGAAAGCCCCGAAAUUGCCCAAAAACGAAGUUUCAAGCAGAAUUUCCAAGUUUAAAUCUCAAAAGUCGAAAAAACCUGGAAAAAACGCGUCCGUAUCUCGGAUUAAGAAACAAUAUAAUAGUGCUAAGAGUGAGAAAUUUGCAUUCCAACCUUUACCAGACCUGAUCUAUGACAUGAACUAUAUAGUCUCAACUUAUAAAACCAAUGAAGUUGGCUCGAAGAAAGAAAAUCAAUCGUGGAUCAAGAAUCCUAGGAAGUUUCUUAUCAACAUCCUUCAACAUCCCGUCGAAUGGAAACUAUAUGGUCCCGCCGAAAGUCCAUUGCAUCGGGCAACCGUCCAGUUGGAAAUUUCCGGUACUAGGAUACUAGGGCAUGGUGAUGCAAAGAACAAGAAAGAAGCGGAAAGAAUAGCUUUUUUGAACGCCUGUUACAUGAUCGAGGUUCAAGGUUUAAUGGAAGAUGUAAGAACCCUAUGUGGGAGGGAAAACAGUGAUUGCAAGAAAUUCGUUUUUGAAUAUUGCUCCAAAUUCAAUUACCUCCCUAACUUUAACAUCGCAAAUGUGGGGUCUGACCAUGAUGUAUUGUGGGAAGCUAUUGUGGAAUUUCCUUCGCAAAAUUUGGUCGGUCGUGGUCGUGGAAAGACAAAGAAAGAGGCAGAACUGAAGGCAGCAGAAAUUUUCAAAAAAAAUGCGGAAGAAUACCAAGCUCAUCGUGGAGAUUCUAAAGCAGAAAGUAGCAUUAUCUCAGAGGAUCAGGCUAGAAAUUUUAUACAAUUCUACUGCAAGUUCUUUAAAUUUAAAAACCCUGUACUACGAGUUAAGAAUCUAGGCUCUCUCGAGAGUCCGCAGUGGUCCGCUUCUCUGAUUGUUGAGAAUACAAUAAUAGGAAAAGGUGAAAGAUCCAAUAAACGAGAGGCGCAAAAUAUUGCUUACUUGGAUGCUGCCAUUUCCUUACGCAAAGAUUCUCCAAGACUUUGGGACAAAUUUGAAUCUAAGAAGAACAAGGUGAAAUCAUCGGAAAAACCAACACCAAUUGUAAACGUUGAAAUGAGCGAUCCAACCUUUAAUAGUCUUUGCAAAUUGAUCACUGAUAUUCGUGGUGCCAAUAUGUUUAACCGAAAAGUCGGCGCGGAAUCUAAAAUUAAAAUAUCGAAACGAACUUUGGAAGAAAAAAAACCUUACUUCAAAGCAAAUGCAGGAAAAAAGAAAUUCACUGAUAGCUACCUCGAAGAGAAAUCCCAGAA